Molecule: messenger RNA, 471 nt
Organism: Rotaria sp. Silwood2
Lineage: Eukaryota; Metazoa; Rotifera; Eurotatoria; Philodinida; Philodinidae
Source: the annotation of a GenBank genome assembly
AUGGAUAUUCUCUAUGUUGAUCAAUCUGCAAGAACAUUCUUCUAUUUACUUCUUCGACCAGACUAUCUCAUUCCAAGUAUUUGUGUACUUUUAAUGGGACUUCUUGGAUGGGAUAUGAUGCAGAGUUGGCGCGAGCUUGAUCACCAUGGUAUAAUCUGGUUUUGUACAGGCCUCGAAUAUCUACCAAACUGGAAUCCAGGCAAAAUAUCAGAUGACAGAAUGCCUCCGCCUUCGACAUUGUUUGACAAAAAAUCAAUUGGAACUCUCAAUACGGACUACAGUCAUGUUUUUAAUACAGCUAACAAAAGAUUACAUAAGACAGAUAUGGUGACGAUUAAUCGACAGGUGUCUUCACUCUCAAUAGAAAGUUCUGAUAACAAUGAACGUGAUUAUCAAGCUGAUAAAAAUGCUUCACCAGAAGUAAUGGUGACAAGUGUCAACAUCAAAGAAGAAUUCCAGUCACUCUUGUAA